Molecule: messenger RNA, 5078 nt
Organism: Falco peregrinus (peregrine falcon)
Lineage: Eukaryota; Metazoa; Chordata; Aves; Falconiformes; Falconidae
Gene: TCP11L1
Product: t-complex 11 like 1
Exons: 10
Coding region: 160-1713 (517 amino acids)
Biological process (GO): signal transduction
Source: RefSeq, a predicted model, not a curated record
CCCGCACGGCCCGGCAGCCGCUGCGGCCCGCCUCUGCGCUGGGGCUGCUCCUCCGGCCCAGCGCGCACCGCCGGCCGGCAGCAGGGAACCGGGGCCGGCCGCCCGCCCCGCUGCAGCCGCUGCCCGCGGCCCCCGCUCCCGGCGGCGAACCAACUGAAAAUGUCUCAGAAUCCUGACAAGCCACAUUCAAGUGAAGAAAAGUUGAGUGGUUUGGAGGAUGGUCAAGAGGAGAGCGUGGACAACCCGGAUCAGUCUAUCAGAAAAAGAAUACGACAGAGUGCUCCAGGGUCACAUGGAGAUGAUACGUCAAAGUCCAGUCCUCCUCGGCCUGUGUCGAUAGAAGAGCUCAUGGAAACAGCUAAGGGCGUAACCAACAUGGCAUUAGCGCAUGAAAUUGUUGUUAAUGGAGACUUCCAGAUAAAACCAGCUGAAUUACCAGAACACAGCUUAGAAAAAAAAGUAAGAGAUAUUGUGCAUAAAGCUUUCUGGGAUUGUCUGGAAGCUCAGCUAAAGGAAGAUCCACCGACAUAUGACCAUGCAAUUAAACUAUUGGGAGAAAUUAAAGAGAAUCUCCUGUCUUUCUUGUUGCCUGGUCAUACUAGGCUGAGAAGCCAGAUUACAGAAGUUCUCGAUCUGGAUUUGAUAAAACAGGAGGCAGAGAAUGGGGCCCUUGACAUUUCUAAGCUGGUCGAAUUUGUUAUUGGGAUGAUGGGGGCUCUCUGUGCUCCAGCGCGAGAUGAAGAAAUUAAGAAACUGAAAGAUAUUCAUGAAAUAGUUCCUCUGUUCAGAGCAAUUUUCUCUGUAUUAGACCUAAUGAAAAUGGAUAUGGCAAACUUCGCUGUCAGUAGUAUUAGGCCAAAAUUAAUGCAGCAGUCUGCUGAAUAUGAAAGAAGGAAGUUUCAGGAGUUUCUUGAGAAACAGCCAAAUUCUUUAGACCUUGUCACGAGGUGGUUGCAAGAAGCAGCAGAUGAUCUGGUAAAGCUGAGAUGUAAAAUGUUGCCUCCCCACUGUAGUGGUGACGGUGCCACUGGUGGAGCUUCUGCCUUGUGCUCCACAGCUGUCCAAAAUCAGGCCUAUCUGAAGCUCCUAAAGUGGGAUCAUGUAAACAGGCCUUUUCCAGAAACAGUGCUGAUGGACCAGGCCCGCUUCCAGGAAAUACAGCUGGAGCUGGAGCAACUCCUCGUGAUUGGGACGGUCCUCCUGGUCACAUUUGGUGCGGCAGGCUCGGCACUCGUGGAUGUGCCUGGAUUUGCUGAGAAAAUCAAAACCAUUGUCAAGGUGCUGCUGACAGGAAUGCACCUGCCCUCCUUUAACCUGAAGGAAUCUUUGGCUACUGUCGGUGAAAAGGUGUGUGCUGAAGUUAACGGCUGCCUUUCCCAGCACGGGUUUACACCGUUCUCAGCUGAGAGAGAGACUGUCCUGAAAGGACAAAUCCAAGCCGUGGCCAACCCGGAUAACACCAUAUGCAAGCUAAUAGAUUCUCGAAUUCAAAAGUUUCUGGAGAAUUAUCUUGCAUCUAGUCACCAGAAAUCGUUACCUGCUAUUCCUGGAGGAUUAGGCCCUAUUCAAAGAGAGCUGGAAGAGGUUGCUGUCAAGUAUGUUCGUCUUGUCAACUACAACAAAAUGGUCUUCAGCCCUUACUAUGAUGCAGUCCUUGGCAAAAUACUGACUAAGGAAGAAUCCCAAUUUGUAGGGAAGUCAGAAGAAUCGUAAAACCAGUUUGUAUGCUACAAAUUACGGUAUUGUCAGCUAUUUUAAAAAAUCGCACCAAUAUUUGUCUAGGAAAACAGCUUUCCAUGUAAAUACUGGUUCCUUUUAAUUCACUAGCGAUGAUUGGUGAGGAAAAUACCUGAGAUGCAAAAGGGGUUCUGAAGUAAAUGGUGGGGGAGAGAUGCAUUUUUAAUGUAAGUAUGCAACCUCGGGGGGGAUGUCUUGGUAGUUUUCUGGCUGCAAUUUUUAGAUUUUUGAGCUGAUGCUAGGUAGGACAAGUUUAAGAACCAAACUUUGUAUGUAAGUGGCUCAUUUUAGGGCAUUUUACUCUAAUUUACCGUGAAUUUAGUUUAAUUAAUCCAGAGCAGGUUAGCAGCGGUCCUUCCCAGAAGGGGUGAUUUGGCUUUAAAAAUAUCUUACUUUAAAGACUUAAUCAGAAAGGUAAAAUUCUAGAUAAGAGGAAAUUUAACAGGCAAAAAGCAAAGCCAAACAGCACUUUAUUGUAACAUUAUGGUUAGUACGGUAGGCUACUAGUUUUUUCUGCAUUUUACUGCAUUUUUAAUAGCAUUUUUUUGCUGUUUACCUGCAGAUGUUACAAAACACGUAAUAUAUUUUUGUAGCAAAUUUUCUGGUUAUUGGGUAACUGUCCUCUGCUAUGUACAGUACUUACAAAGGUGGCAAUCUUAUAGAUUGCAGCUGUAUUUAUCUCUUGUAAAGACUUCAGAAGGGCAGAGCUAAAGUGUUUUGAUAAAAGUGGCAUUUCUUACCUUUUUUUUGCUAGUAGUUUACUCCUUUUUAUGUGAAAUACUAAUUUUAAAGUAAAUCUUUGUCAUUUUCAGAAGGCAGAUCUGAAGUGUGUGAGACUUUAGGCUGAAAAUUUUACUUGUUUUUUAUAACUACAACUGGAGAUGGUUGCAUAUUCAAUCACGUCUUCAAAAAUAUCCAGGAAGUGCAAAGCACUAUCGGAAGGAUAAGUGAUUUUAAUGUACUGUGAAAAGUGAAUGAUUUCGUGUUAGUUUGAAUAUACAGGGAAUAUUUUCAGUAGAAGAUUUUUUUCACUUUGUAGAGGUGCUCUUGAAAAACUUAAACUAGUCGUAGGUCUUCAAUUUAAUUAGCUACAUGUUGUACAGGUGAGUGUUCACAGAAGAGCUCAAUGAUCUUACAGCCUUACCACCAUUUCAGGCUCAGCUAGGAGGCGAGUUCGUUUGAAAUUUUCCUCGAGUUGAGCACAACGCUGUACUACAGUAAUCAAAAUUUGAUGAUUUUAUGAAAGCAGAGUUCAUAGUGAUAAACAGUAAGUGUCCCAAGUACUAGACUAUCCAAAGUAGAAUGUAUUGUAGUCUUCAACAACGCAACAACAAGUUAUGUAAAAGAAAUAAAUAAAAGGGCCCUUUUAUUGCUAACAUCCAGGUUCAUUUUAUUAAUCAACUAGUCAACCAAAAUAAUAGCGCUUCUAGAAGGAAGCACUUGAUUAUGUAUUGGUGCUGAUGCUUCCCUUUCCAGUUUUCCUUUAAAUGUUAGCGUGCGGAUAGCUGCGCUAACUUUGAGUUUGGAGGAAGGCGGGGUAAGUAAGACCUUUUAUUCCGUACUAGCCUAUGCAACUAUAAAACACAUCUUUUCUCAUUCAUUACAAACCCCCUUCCCCAUGGGGAAAAACCCAACAACCUACCAAAACCCUGUCAGAGCUCACCAGCUCAGAGAAAUGAUUUUUCUCUUGGCUAAAUGUACUCGGAUAGUAAAAUGGAUGUCUGUCUUCGAUAACUCAGAAGCCAGUAAGCUGGUUAGCCAGAAGAAAGAAAUUCUGCGUAGGUUUUUGGUGUGGUCUGUUUGAUUAUUUGAAUCAGCAAAGGGUACUACAGAGGUCUUCAGAAUGGCUGCAUCUGCUUACUGUACUUUGUUAUUAGUGCAGGAUCCACGUCAAAAUACAGCCUAUAGCUCUGCAGCUCCAAAAAAUGAAUUCAGUAGUCUGCGUGACAAAAGAAAGAGCUACCAGAAACAUUAUUGCUAGGGAUUAAAAAGAAAUAACUAAAAGACAAAGCUGUUUUCGUUUUUGUUAAAUGAGAGUUGCAGAAGUUACAAACCGCUGCUGUUGCGUUAUACUGCAGUAUCGCCUAGUAGCUGCCUUUAAAGGCCCCUGUGAAUGAUGCAUACUACAAAAAUUUAGAUGCUAUAGGGGAUGAUCUCCAGGAUCAGGAACAACAUCAGGGUGAAACCACAUACGUCUCAAAGGCUUUUCUAAGUACGUGACUGGUGCCAGAACGAAUAGGGCUGCAUUAUCAAUAGGUAAAACUGUACUUGCUUAAUCUAGGAGACGGCUGCUCCCGGUUCUGGAAUGCAGGGUCUGGAUGUCCACGAUGGCCAAGUCCUGCUUACUCUGCCCUCGAAGCAUGGCUUCUGUGGCCACUAGUGCAGGCGUAUUGCUCGCAGGGUCGAUGCAGUAAGUCCCAUCUCUCCUUGCAGAGCAGGUUUGAUCCUAAGACCUCACAGAGAAAGCAGCGCAGUACCCACAUCUGGCUUCAGUCUUACCUUUGGGGGUACCGCAGCGGGAACAAGUGCCUCCGUGGGGGGUGUCCUAGGCCUUUCAACAGGAAAGAGCUAAAGAGACUGUAAUAAACACCCACAAGCGCAAAUCACAUUAAAUGAUUUUCCAAGGCUGUUAUUUUUAAUGAUAGUGGUUGACAAAUGGUUUCUUUCCAUCUUCUUUAAAAGAAUUAGGGAAAUACGAUGAAGUGGCAAAGCAAAAAAAGGAAUUCCAGGAUUGCUAAGGCCAGCCCCUCCCUCCGUGACAACAUUUCUAGGGUUAUACGUGCGCUGGCUGUUUCACCUUUUAGCCUGGUAGAUCAGAGUGCUGACCUACAGUCAUCUGUACUGCUGAUGGCAGGAAUCUAUUUCAACUUGUCCGAGUAUCUGAGUUUCCUGCAGUCCACAGGGGCUCUUAUGGUCUUACCAGAAUACAAUUCUGAACAGUCCAAUUCUUCAGAAGUUCAUACAGUGUUUUUGUUGGCUUGUUUGAAAGUAACUGGUUAAACUAUGUAGCUAAUGCAUUAACAUUUAGCUUUGUAUAUUAAGUGGAAAGACCAGUGCAGUUAUCCAGGAAGGGACUGUGUUAGCAGUGCUCCUGGACAAUCCAGCCCACCUUAGAAAUAUGUACCGAGUUUGUUUUACGAUGCUGUCUUCUUCUUUAAACAGUCAUGGAAUUAAAAGUAUACUGUAUCCUCUAGAAAAAUGGAGGGGGGGGGAAGCUAAUUCUAAUGUGUACGCUCUGAUCCAUUUCCUGUGAUGGUCUUUAUUAACAUUGCUUUUGAAGUGGCUGAGUAAUAUUUAAGAAGUAACUUGUUGUGUUUGAAUAAAACCAGAAUGAGGCAUGA